This is a messenger RNA of Puntigrus tetrazona (Sumatra barb), 1591 nucleotides long. RefSeq names its product WW domain binding protein 4 (gene wbp4). The transcript has 10 exons. The record is from RefSeq and is a predicted model, not a curated record. Gene Ontology annotation, molecular function: protein binding; RNA binding; zinc ion binding. Gene Ontology annotation, biological process: mRNA splicing, via spliceosome. Gene Ontology annotation, cellular component: precatalytic spliceosome; nucleus. Lineage: Eukaryota; Metazoa; Chordata; Actinopteri; Cypriniformes; Cyprinidae. Bases 131 to 1324 code for a protein of 397 amino acids.
GCUUCAAAGUUUGUCGCGCCGUAAGUGACGUCAUUUCGAAGCGCCAGCAGUGAGCGCUCAUCAGCGAGCAUGUAGAAUUCAGUAAAACAUUUACGCGCGUUCGUGGGAUUUGAGCUUUUCAUUCUUCGAAAUGGCUGAUUACUGGAAGUCGCAGCCGAGGAAGUUCUGUCAGUACUGCAAAUGCUGGAUCGCGGAUAAUAAACCCAGUGUCGAGUUCCACGAGAGAGGAAAGAAUCACAAAGAAAAUGUUGCGGCCAAAAUUGCAGAGAUUAAGAAGAAAAGUGUGGCGAAAGCCAAGCAGGAGAAGAAGAUGUCGAAGGAGUUCGCAGCGAUGGAGGAAGCGGCUCUGAAGGCGUAUGAGGAGGAUCUGAAAAGGCUGGCGGGUCAGUCGUCAGGUGAGAGUGUGGCUCCGUCUGUGGCUCCGUCUGUAGCUCCUGCUAAAACACAGAAAAAGCCCAAGAAAGUGAAAGUGAGCGUCCCGUCAGAGAGAAGCAGCAGAGAGCAGACAGACGCCUGGCUCCGAGGAACCACAGACGACGGCCUGGAGUACUUCUACAACACCAUCACCGGAGAGUCUCGGUGGGAGAAACCCGACGGGUUUGUGGGAGAGAGCUUGUCAUCGGCUGCUGGACUAACACAGGAUCUGUCAGCUGGUUCCUGGAUGGAGGCUGUGAGUCCUGAUGGAUACAUGUACUACUACAACACAGAGACGGGCGAGUCCAGCUGGGAGAAACCGGAUGAUUUCAACGAAGAGGAAGUCGCUCCUCCUGGUGUUGAUUCUCCUCGUGAGGAGGCGCAAGCAGCAGAAGAUCCGUCUCCUCCAGAGUCUACUCCUCAGCCGGAGUCUGAGUCUGGAGCUGAAGACACGUCCGAGCCUCCUAAAGACACACCAGAACCAGACCAAACCAUUCAGACCGGUGCCCCGAAGAUCAGUUUCAGAAAGAGAAAAGAAGAGCCGCUCCAAACGUCAGCGGACGCCGGAGGAGAGAGGAGCUCCGAUGAUGGAGAGACUGAAGAGAAACAGGAAGAAGUGGUGAAGGAGGUCCAGAUCCCUGUGAAGAGACCCAGAAAGAUCAAUCCCUACGGAGCCUGGGAACGAAUCCAAGCACAGGAGGAUCCGUAUGAGAAGGUGGAUCUUCAGCUGCCGCAGACGGAGAGCGCCGCUCAGACCCCCGCCGACGGCCCCCCGGAGCCCAGGGCCAGGUUCAAGGAGCGUACCAUCACGUCCCUGGGGCCCCAGAGCAGCGCCGGAGCCACCUUCAAGAAGAGGAAGACUGAGAACGGCAAGUCCAGGAGCCUCCGACAGAGAGAAACCGACGAGUAGACGCUUCUCCACGGGACUAUGAGACUCAGAUCUGAGUUUCACUAUUUUAUAUAUUCUUGGCAGGCGAUGUUUUACCUGCUUCUUUGUGAAUAUUUCCAGGCAUCAGUUUUGUUUCCAGAGAUUAAAGUGAUCAUAUGUCGGGUGUGAGCGAGUGUGUUGUGUGUUUUACAUUUGCGAUUGUUGUCAUGAAGAAUCAAAGCCAUAGUUUAAUCCUGCAGACGUUCGUUGCUCAUCUCAAAUGACAUUAAAAGGGUUUUUACAGGAAAA